Exophiala aquamarina CBS 119918 is the source of this 3405-nucleotide messenger RNA. RefSeq lists its product as uncharacterized. Lineage: Eukaryota; Fungi; Ascomycota; Eurotiomycetes; Chaetothyriales; Herpotrichiellaceae. Gene Ontology annotation, biological process: protein autophosphorylation; phosphorelay signal transduction system. The transcript has 6 exons. Gene Ontology annotation, molecular function: protein binding; phosphorelay sensor kinase activity; histidine phosphotransfer kinase activity. The coding region runs from base 1 to 3405 and encodes 1134 amino acids. The record is from RefSeq and is a predicted model, not a curated record.
AUGUCACAGACCCCUCCGCACUCCAAAGCACUGGAAUUGUUUCGGGAGCGUGUUGUCUCUAGAUAUACUGUUGCCACCAAAGAUCUUCCCCGACCUGAGUCCGGUGUUGAUGUCACCGUCCCCGACCCAAGCGCCUCUCAAGUCUUCGUCCCCAAGUCUUCUGGUGACCCUGCCCUUACGGCCUUUGCCCAGCUAGGUGCCUUGCGGCUCGACGCAUCCCGUGCUUUGAUCUCUCUCAUCGACACCACUCACCAGUAUGUCCUGGCCGAGGCCACUAAGUCGCUCUCCUCGCAGUCGGACGAGCGCCAUGAUCUCAACGAUGGCCUAUGGAUCGGCAGCGUUGUUCUUCCGAGAGAAAGUGGCAUAUGCGAAGUUGUCUUGACCAGCGAUAAAAUCCACUCUACCAGAAAUUCCGAGGAGGGGCUUGCAGACAUCACAGACAAAGAUGAAAUCGUUAUCAUCCAAGAUUUGCGGCAAGAUUCACGCUACUGCAUGCGCCGCUAUGUGAAAGAUGGUCCGCAGCUACGUUUCUACGCUGGUGCUCCCAUUCGAAACGUUGGUGGCACAAUAGUCGGCGCUUUCGCUGUUCUUGAUGACAAACCUAGGCAAGGCCUACCUGCUUCCGAGAAGAUGUUCAUGGUCGAUAUGUCCAAGACAAUCAUGAAGCAUAUCGAGAGUAUAAGGAUUCAGGCAGAAUUCCAGCGUAGGGACAAGCUCGUUGUCGGGUUGGAGUCGUUCGUUCAGGGGCUGUCCGAAAUUCCUCGUUCUCAGCCCACCAACCCAAAUCAGAACGCCCAAGGCACAGUCGUCCAGGGAGUUCCCAUCACCGAAGAGGCCCUUCGGCAGAUCAGCCACGGUAGCGAUAUCAGUUCAAUGCGUUCGCUGUCCAUGUGGGAGAUCGCUCUUCCUAGUGGCUGCAAAUCUCUGUUUUCACGAGCAUCUAAUAUCAUUCGAGAAUCUGCUGGCUAUGAUGGGGUCGCUUUCUUCUACGUUUCUUCGAGUUCAAGCACUGGAAGCUCAUCUCGCCGCCAGUUUCAAGCCUCCGAGACUGGAGGCGAGAAAUCUCGAUAUUCUUCCACGUCCAGCACCAGCUCGGAGUUGAGCCAGUCAGCCCUACCUGCAAGCACUCCAGAUCCACACCAAUCAGAGAGUUCGUUCGAAGACCUUUCGGGCAACGAAGAAACUAACCUUGAUGGACUAAGCCCGAUCCUAGGAUUUGCCCUUAGUAAAACAGAUGAGCAGACACGACCAAGCGAUCAGACACGCUUCCCACGCUUUCGUCUUCGCGAUCUGCAGAAACUCAUGGGCACCCGGCCUCGUGGGCGGGUGUAUUUCCUCGACCGAUCAGGAUAUACCAUGCCAGGCGAUAGCUCAAGUUCAGGCUCCGGGGCAGACAUACCUGCAGGCAACCCUGGUGAAUCUCUUCCGCCGUUAACCACGGGACAGCCGGGCUCUGGGCAUUCAAAGAAGCGAUCUGCGCAAGUUAAUUCUCUUCUAAAGAUCCAUCCCCAAGCCCGGACUUUUAUCUGCCUACCACUGUGGGAUCAUAAUCGUCAACGCUGGUUCGCCUUUUGCAUAUGCUGGAUUGUAACACCGACCCGUGAUCCAACUGUGGAUGGCGACCUAAAUUUUAUGAGGAUAUUUUGUAACAACAUCACCAAUGCAUUAUACCAUUUGGAUACGCUUGAUUCAGAGGAGGCCAAAUCAUCAUUCGUUGCCUCGAUAUCCCAUGAGCUUCGCUCGCCGCUGCAUGGUGUGCUGGGUGCCACUAACUUUCUCUAUGACAGCGAGCUUAAUCGAUAUCAGCUAGAAAUGGUAGAUUCUAUCACAAAUUCAGGACGUACCCUCCUUGACACUCUGGAACACGUUAUGGACUUUACGAAAAUCAACAACUUCACGAAAUCAAAAUCGACUUCCUCUGACAACACGAAACUUGAGGACAAAAAGUCAUCUGCCACUUCAAGGAAGAACGAUAUUCGGCGAUCAAGUCUCACCACCAGUGUCGACUUGUGUGAAUUGGUCGAAGAGGUCGUGGAGGCAGUCUUCAUGGGUUUCACUUUUCAACACGAUUUCCUGUAUUCAGAUGAUACAUCUGAGACAGACCGUCCAAACCUUGUCACGCGACCGAGCGACUUGGCCAAUAGUCGUCGGUCACUUCACCAAAGAGGACGAGUCCGGCUAGCAUUGGAAAUUCCGCCUAUCGACAAUACCGUGGCUGCAAUACAGCCAGGGGCUUGGAGAAGAAUUGUCAUGAACAUUGUUGGCAACGCCUUGAAGUACACUAAUCAAGGGCUCAUUACCAUAUCCUUAACACUGUCAGCGUUUGAGGAUGAUCCGCAACAGUCAGGCGAACAAGGCCAAGAUGUGAUUACCCUGACUGUAAAGGAUUCUGGAAUAGGCAUGUCAAACGAAUUCUUGCAAAAUCGACUAUUCAAACCCUUUUCUCAGGAAGACUCCUUCUCCUCCGGCACUGGUCUAGGCCUCAGUAUAGUUGAUCAAAUCGUCAAAUCAUUGGGUGGUUAUGUAGAUGUUUCGAGUGCAAGAGGUUUAGGCACGACCAUCACUGUCUGUGCCAAUGCAUGUCGUGGUACGUCGCGGUCGAGGCGGUCAGAUCACGCGAGCCCCCAGGCUAUCGCAAAAUCAUUAUCGAAGCUCCACGUUACUGUUCUUGAGGAUACAAGCUCGAAGGCUUCCACAGCUAACCCUGAGGGCCAACGGGGGGCCGAGGCCGAAUUUUGCCGAAUUCUACUUUCCAACUUGAAUCGAUGGUUCGGGGUUGAGACCGCUAUCCAAUCCACCUGGAUUCAUGGAUCGGCCGAUUUGAUUAUCUGUCUGGAGCCAUCCUUUCGCCUGAUCGAAUCAAUUCGAUCACAAGCACGAGAUCAAGGGUCACCUGCCCCACCGAUUCUGGUCAUUUCUCACGAUGCUUUAGAAAUGGCUGUUCUUCGACGGGAUGUACGAAUUCAAAGUGAAGAGUCUGUCAUAGAAAUUACCCAUCAACCGCUUGGCCCACGAAAGCUUUCCAAGGCCAUCUAUCAAUGCCUUGAACGAUCUAGACUCUUGAGCCCCACACGCUCGCAGGAUUCAGUACCUACAGAUGAAAGCGCUGCACGGACAAUACCGACAUUGCAAUCAUUUCCCUUCCCGGCCGUUUCAAGUGGCACAUCACGAACGGCCGCUCCAGCUUCGAUCGCCAGCACCACCGAGGCAGCGCAGCAAGUGACCAUGCCUGCCGUGAAAAGUGAUUCCGUUCUUUGUGUGGACGACAAUUCUCUCAAUCGAAAGCUUCUUACGAACUUUAUCAAGAGCAAAGGCUUGACGCCUGUAGCGGCUUCUAAUGGUAAGGAAGCAGUCGAUCGUUUCAAAGCCGCCAAUGGGGCUUUCAAGUGCGUUUUGAUGGGUUAG